Messenger RNA from Malurus melanocephalus (red-backed fairy wren), 803 nucleotides. RefSeq names its product nuclear receptor subfamily 1 group D member 1-like. NCBI's taxonomy places the organism in Eukaryota, Metazoa, Chordata, Aves, Passeriformes, Maluridae. Gene Ontology annotation, biological process: negative regulation of transcription by RNA polymerase II; cell differentiation; hormone-mediated signaling pathway. Gene Ontology annotation, molecular function: nuclear receptor activity; RNA polymerase II cis-regulatory region sequence-specific DNA binding. The record is from RefSeq and is a predicted model, not a curated record. The annotation marks the transcript as partial. The transcript is spliced from 2 exons.
GCAUGAAGCACGGCGCUGGUGGCACUGUCCCGUACCCGGUCCCAUAUCCUGCCCCUGCCCGCAGGUGCUGAUGGUUCGCUUCGCGUCGCUGUUUGACGUGAAGGAGCAGACGGUGACGUUCAUGAGCCGCACGCGGUACGGGCUGGAGGAGCUGUGGGCCAUGGGCAUGGGGGACCUGCUCGGGGCCAUGUUCGACUUCAGCGAGAAGCUCAGCGCCCUCGAGCUCAGCGACGAGGAGCUGGGGCUCUUCACCGCCGUCGUCCUUGUCUCGGCAGACCGCUCGGGCAUGGAGGACACGGCGUCAGUGGAGCAGCUGCAGGAGACGCUGCUGCGGGCCCUGCGCGCCCUCGUGCUGAAGACGCGCCCGGCCGAGACCUCGCGCUUCACCAAACUGCUGCUGAAGCUGCCGGACCUGCGCACCCUCAACAACCUCCACUCCGAGAAGCUGCUCUCCUUCCGCAUCGACGCCCAGUAGUGCCCUCCACCCCGGACCCUCCCCCCCGCCCACCCCUGUACAUACACCACAGCGGGGGGACACACAGACUCCCCCCUCCCCACCUCGGGGCAGCACCGCCCCCGUGGCGCCCGCCGGACUCGCAGGGAUUCGUUCACCCCAGCGUGGGCGCCAGGAUGCUGGGACACCCCCCACCCCAAAUUGGGCGCCGCCCCCACGGCUCCGCUGGCAGCGCCGGGGGGUCCUCUCGCCCCGAUCCCCCCCGUUCUUGCGGCCGGGAGUGGGACGAAGAGGCCGGAUCCGGCCGCGUUGGGGGGUGGGUCUGGGGGUGGGGGUUUGGUUGGUUGGU